Striga asiatica is the source of this 1978-nucleotide messenger RNA. The record is from the annotation of a GenBank genome assembly. NCBI's taxonomy places the organism in Eukaryota, Viridiplantae, Streptophyta, Magnoliopsida, Lamiales, Orobanchaceae.
AACUCAUAAAUGUCAGCUGUUUGCUUUAGCAAAAAGUCAAAUUAUUCUACANAAAGCUAUGUUUCAGCAUGUGUCAGACAUGUUGUUUACCAAUGUGCAACUACUAUUGUGUGGAUGCUGAUGAGCGUUGUUAACUAAUGUGUCAUCAUAAACAGCCCUCCCCACCGGACGGGAAAGCCGAGAACCACCACACCCCGGGCAAACACCCCACGAGAGCCACGGCCCAAACACAACAGACCCAGAAACUCCCCUAAUGGGUUAACUAGAUUCGGACCACAAAACUCGACAGCUCCUCCCAGUACUCCACAGACCCGACCCAGGCCGGACCACUCCACAGCCCCCCCUCCCCCCCACGCGUACGCCGGAGCCACCGCACCACUGCACAGCCGCUGCCGCAGGGCCCCAACUUCCCAACACCAAGGAAAUCCGGGCAAGGGGGGAACCAAGGCUAGACCACCGCCAUCGACCGCCGCAAGGACGCCCGAGACGUCCGCCGGACAACAGCCGCUAACGCCGUCCGCCUUUCCUCGCUCGCCAUGGCAAUCGGUGCAAGAUCGGGACCACUCGAGGAGGUGAAGACGGAAGAACGCCAUAGCCGCGCCGCCGGGCCCAGGAAGAGCCAGAUGCUCGCCGGAAUUAGGCAAAUCUAGGGCCGCCGGAGGAGAGGCGCACACGGUGUGGACGAUCGAUUAGGGCAGAGAUUGGGGAUUUUUUGUUUUCACCAGAGGAAAGAGAAAAGUUUGUGUUGAGGAAUUGACAUAUAAAUUGAGUAUUAUUCUACAAAUGGUUUAAAAGUGCAUUACUUGGUCAAACUAGAAGUCUUAAAAUUUACCUAAUUUAUUUCAUAUUUUAACUGCUAGGAAAAUUUGGUAACAUCAUUGUUUAUUUGUUAAUUAAAACUAAAAUUAGAGAUUACAUCAGCGCCGUUGAAUGCAGUCUUUCAAUCUUUAGUUUCUUGUCAACGGAUCUGUGGGAUUUACCGAUAAUCACUCUUCUAAACUCUCUUUCCGAUAACAAUGGCGGCCUCCUGGAUGAGAUUCUUCCUUAUUCUCCUCAUAAUAUUAACAGUUGGAAUGAUGAUCGGAGUUUUGCUUCAAUUGGCGUUUAUUAGAAGGCUGGAAGAUUCUUACGGGGCCAAAUCUUCUUUGUCGAGAGCUCAGAGUCUAAAUGCAGAUGUUUCUUAUUGGGGUGAUAAAGAAGCUGCUGCCCUGCGUCUCGGAUAUGUGAAACCUGAAGUAAUUAGCUGGUCACCUCGUAUAAUUGUAUUUCAUAACUUUUUGAGUCCGGAGGAAUGUGAUUAUCUUAGAGCUAUUGCCAAACCUCGUCUACAGGGGAUGAAGAGUAAAGUUAGAACUAGCUCUGGCAUGUUUCUAACAGUUGAAGAGAGGAAAUAUCCCAUGAUUGAGACAAUUGAGAAAAGAAUUUCUGUCUACUCUCAAGUGCCAGUUGAAAACGGGGAGCGUAUUCAGAAGCACAGGUAUGAAAAGGGUGAGCUCUACAGGCCGCACCACGACUACUUCUCUGAUACGUUCAAUUUGAAGCACGGAGGUCAAAGAGUGGCAACCAUGCUCAUGUAUCUCAGUGACAAUGUUGAGGGAGGAGAAACAUAUUUUCCACAGGCUGGCACUGGAGAAUGUAGCUGUGGGGGCGAAAAGGUCCCAGGCCUCUGUGUGAAACCGGUCAAAGGAGAUGCUGUGCUUUUCUGGAGCAUGGGGCUCGAUGGAAAAUCAGAUCCAAACAGUUUGCACGGUGGGUGUGCAGUACUCUCAGGAGAAAAAUGGUCGGCCACAAAAUGGAUGAGACAAAGCAUCACUUCAUAAGACACGCUGGAAAUGGAAAAGGACCGACUUCUGAAACCAUAGCAUAUCGAACUUUUGUAACAUGACAGUUUUCACUUUGUUUUUCUUAAAUUCUGCAAUACUCUUGGAGAAAAGAACAUGGAGUGAAUCUCAUUUUGCAGCCUGAAAUUAAAUCUUCU